Messenger RNA from Caenorhabditis remanei, 2577 nucleotides. RefSeq lists its product as uncharacterized. NCBI's taxonomy places the organism in Eukaryota, Metazoa, Nematoda, Chromadorea, Rhabditida, Rhabditidae. The coding region runs from base 1 to 2577 and encodes 858 amino acids. The transcript has 7 exons. The record is from RefSeq and is a predicted model, not a curated record.
AUGAUCAUCUCCCUCAAAAUCUUGUUGCCUUUCAUACUUACUGCCUACGCGGUCUACGUGGAACAACUGGAAUACUUUCCAUCCGACGUCUUUUUGUUCCCGGAAACUUGUACCACUACAACCUCGUCAACAGCAUCGACUACUAGAACCACUACUGGUCUGUCAUCAACUGCAACUACCACCGGACCGUCGACAACUAUCCCAACUACCGCACUACCAAUAUCAAGUUCUACAACUCUUUCAUCCUCUUCCAUUUCAACUACUCAAUCGUCAAUCUCUCCAACGUCAACCACUGAUACCUCUACUACUAUCUCUUCCACUGAUACGUCGUCAACCUUCGCUUCAACCGGUUCUUCGUCAACUGCAACUCCAACAAAGCCAUCGACCACCUCAACUACAUUGACGUCUACCACAUCGGAAACAACUCCCUCAACUACUGGAACAACAACUUUGGAUGCCUCAACCACCACAUCCACCACAGCUACCGAACCAAUCACUUCAACUGCAACUACUACUCCUACUACAUAUUCUGCUUCCUCUUCAUCUACUCUGAAAGAUUUCACUGAUGCCACGCUCACUUCGUCAACAAUUGAGUCUACUGUUGCUACCGAAGUCAUUACGACUACAAUCAUAGCUGAAUCACUGAAAUCAUCAAGCAUCCCAACUUCUAUUGAAUCCCUUCUAACUUUAGAUUCUGCUCUGUUUACCGAAAUGCUGACUACUCCAACUACUCCAACUGCAUCUUCUUCGGUUUCUUCAACUUCUGCGAAACCAAGCACAGCCACUGGACCGGUCACUUCGACCUCAUUUACUUCAUCGGAAACGGCUACAGCACCAACUACUUCGUCUUCAUCUGAAUCAACAUCGAGUCCGUCCACUGUAUCAACUAGUUCGUCGACUACCUCAGGAUCUACUUCUGAUUCUGUAACUUCCCCUUCAUCAACAUCAAAUUCUCCAUCAACCCCAACAGAGACUACAAGUCCGACAACGACCGACUUCGAUUCUUCAAGCUCUUCCCAACAGUCAACUACUGUCGUAUCCAGUGAAACCACUACAAACACUGAAACUUCGUUCGGCCCAACAACGUCUGAAUCCAGUUCACCAAUCACUUCUCAACCAUCGAUGACCGUCGAAACCACGGCGACCACUACUGUAAAAAUCGAAGACUUGGAAAAUGUGACAACUGAACAAUCUUCUUCUUCUUCUUCCUCUUCCUCUUCUACUACUCGCUCAACUGAGAUUCCGUCAACUUCAUCUUCUGAAACUUUGGAAGUCACAACUGCGGAAACAUCGUCAACAUCGGUACCAACAACGGCUAAAAAUUGGCAAAUUGUGGACGUGGAAAAUGUGAUAACUCGAGCAGUUGAGCAAUCUUCUUCUCCUUCUCAACAGACAGAUAUGACGUCGUCUUUGCCCACUAGUGCUUCAGAAACUACAACUACAGUGACAACGUCCACAUCAGAUCCAACUACGACAAAACAUCAGCAAAUCAAUGAUUCUGAGAAUGUGAUCACACCAACAACUUCGAGGGUUUCUUCUUCCUCUCCCCAGCCAACCGAAACGCCGAAAGUCACCACGAUAAGAGCCACAUCAACAUCGGCGUCCACUACGACUGAUUCAGAGGAUUUGACAACACCAGAAACUAUGCAGACUUCUUCUACUACUCCUCAGCCAGCCACCUCGUCUUCUACUUUCCCUACUUCAACUUCGAAAAGCUCUACAACGGAAACAGAAGCGCCAUCAACAACGUCAGAAACUACGGCAACUUCGAAAUCUUCUCCCUCUUCUUCGGCAGUUACUUCUUCAAAGACCUCUACUAAAACCGCCGGAAAACCUAGGAACACACCUAAUUGGCCUCCGAAAAUGCCAAUGGCUUCUACUGCUGGCCUCACACCAUCUGAAGGUUGGGUACCUCCUGAGAGUGCAAGUUCGGAACAUGUGACGACAACAGAAACAUUGCAAUCUACUCCCUCUUCGUCUGCUGGAACUUCUUCAAUGACCUCUACUGGCACCACAGUAGAAUGGCCCCUAAAACCUCCAAUGACUUCUACUGCUGAUCUCAUGCCAUCUGAAGGUUCGGUACCGACUGAGAGUAGCACUCCAACUCAAAAAUGUUACACGUACGGUUAUAGAAAAUGCAUGAAUAGUGAGCCGGAAGUUAGAAACAGUUGCGAAACUUAUCCUACUGUAGAUACAAGCGCUACUUCUAAGAGAUUCCUGUUGUGCAAUCAGCCUCCAUACACCAAACUCAUGUCACGGCACCACAUGUAUGACGGUCACUAUAAAAUAUUUGAUCAUGUUUUCAUGAAAAUGUUCACCAAGGAGGAGUACGAUACGAGAUACGGAAUGUGGUGGUUGAUUCAAAAUGCAAGACAACUUGGAAUAUUCUUAGUGUACUCCGGAGAUCAGGUCGCAGUCCUCAGCACUACCGAAUAUUGUGAUGAAGAUCUUGGAAAUUGUCUUCCAGAAAGUUUCCAAGACAUCGAGAGUUUCUCCGUUUUGAUAUGCUACAGAGAAGGGACUGACGGACAAACUGUCAACAAUGUCGAAGCAUUCAUUGACCAUUUGAAGAAUUGA